This is a messenger RNA of Acanthochromis polyacanthus (spiny chromis), 1684 nucleotides long. Its product is annotated as protein NLRC5-like. Lineage: Eukaryota; Metazoa; Chordata; Actinopteri; Pomacentridae. The transcript is spliced from 6 exons. The record is from RefSeq and is a predicted model, not a curated record. Gene Ontology annotation, molecular function: protein binding. Bases 1 to 897 code for a protein of 298 amino acids.
AUGGCGCUCGGGAAGUCCCGGAGGGCACAGUGCUGGACUCAGUGGACUCUGCUGCCUCUGCUCUUCACCCUCAGACACAGUGACGGAGUUAAACUGAACCUCCGGUGGGCCUCCAUCCCAGCAGAGGGAACACGGUCCAUCCUCUCUGCGCUGGAAAGAAUUUCUGAGCUCAGUGUGGACAGGAAUCAGCUGCUGAGGUUCAUCCACUGCUGUGCUGCCUCUGACGUCCAGCAGGAGGCAGCGUCCGGCCUGCUGAGGACUCUGCAGCACCGCUUGGAUCUGUCCUGCCAGUCCUGUGUGGAUCUACAAGAGGAGGAUCAGACUGAGCCUCUGAGUCUGACUGCUGAUGACUGCAGGGCCGCAUCCAUCGUCCUGAAACACUGCAACCUGGACACUCAGCUCCACCUGCAGGACUGUGAGGUGGAGGACGGAGGACUGGACCUGCUGUUUUCUGUCCUGGACAGGGUCCGCCUCAGAGUCAGUAAAAGUGUCCUCCUCCAGCUGCUGUCCCUGCUUCCUGUCCACUCUGAGAGGGACACAGUGAGACGGGCCGAGUCCCUGUGUGGAGCUCUGGGUGGAGAGCUGGACCUCAGUCACAGCACACUGGACCAGAGGGUCUAUGGAGGUCUGGUCCAGAUGCUGGACUCCUGUGAAGGACUGACUGAGCUGGACCUCAGUCACUGUCAGCUCAGCGACCAGCUGCUGCUGCCCCUCAUCACACAUCUGCACAAAGUCCAGGUCCUGGAUCUGAGCCACAAUAAGAUCACAGACGCCUCCACAGAUGUUCUCCUCCAGCUGAUCUCCAUCCACUCCUCCAUCCACACUGUGCGACUCUUCAGAAACGACAUCGUGGACAGAAGACCCUUUGAGAAGCACAAGCAGUUUGAAAUGUGGUGAAGCAGUCAGGAGGUCAUGUGAUCAUCAGGGAGGAACUGUUGGAUGUCGUCAUUAAAAAGCCUUUUCUCCUCAUGAUGAGAUGAAAACAUGGAGUUCAUUCUGGUCAUCAGUGGUGUGUGAUGUAGAGACUUUAGUUGAAACAAGCUUUGAUUUUGACCACAUUAGAUUCUCGUUGUUUUUUACAAUCAAUAAGACGACACUUUAUCUGGAGGUAAGGAGCAGCCAGCAGUGUUUUCUAAAACUUCACCACGUAUGUUUGACAUUAUUAGUUAGUGGAGCUCAUAUUUCUGUUUGCUACCAUGUAAGGAUGGUCUAAAAUUAUUUUAUUGUGACAAAACAGAGACUGUAACUGUCAGUGUUGUGAACAGGCUGAAGUGAUCUUUUUCUGCUGCUGUGAUAACUGUAUUUAUUCUGGGAGCAAAACCACCAAACAUUCAUAUAUUCAGGUCCAGCCCUAGUUGUGAUGUUAUUUUCUAUCUAUGUGCCAUUUGGAGGGAAGUGAAGUACAGUAUAUUUUGUAUGUUUUGUCAGUGGAAGUAGUUUUCACUGUUCAAACAUAAAAGCGUUCCCUUACUACAAGUAUUUGUUUCAAAAGCUUUAUGUUGUGAAAAAAAAAGAUUUGGAAAUUUGUGUUUCUUGUGCCUUAACUUGUCAUUUUGUAAAGAUGUUUAUUUUUGCUAUUUUUUAUUUUAUUAUUUGGAAGAACCAGAGUCUGCACAUUAUUUUAUAUUUUUGCCUGUCUGAUCACAUCAUUUCUAAAAAAUAAAUCGGACAUUACAAUCAAACA